AUGCAAGGCAGCAACGUGUGGCCUCGGGUGUCGGGCGGCAGGCUGGUUGGCGGCAGCCUCAUGCUGGCGGCCGUGGUGGUGGGCUCCCUUUACUCAGGCUCCAUCACUGCCUUUCUCACCAUACCCUCCAGGUCUUCACCGAUCAACUCUUUGGAGGAGCUGCUUGAACGCAACCUUGUGCCCGCCAUAAGAAUGUUGAGCAGCCCUUACAAUUUCUUUCUGACGGAGGACUCGGGGCAGCUCGGGGCUCAGGUGCGGAAGGUGAUGGUCGUGUUUAGUGGUGAAGAGGUGACGCAGUGGGAGUUUCUGAAGAAGGUAGCAGACGGUACAUACGGCUUUAUCGACACGGCGAGCUCAGCCAUUGGAAGGUCUGGCCAGUACGAGAAGGUGGGAAAGCCGUGUCUCUUUCACAUAGGCCGUAACCCCGUCAGGAUGGACCUUGAUGCCUUCGCUUACCCUAAAAACAGCCCAGUGAAGCAACAGUUUGAUGAAGUGAUGCGAUGGCUUCAAUAUUUCGGCAUCAUUGAACACUUGAAGAGCCAGUACUACUCGAAGGCGUGUGGUUUUAGUCUUAUCACGGAGGGGCCGAAGCCAAUUAGUCUGAACCAGGCACAGGGAGCAUUUUAUGUCCUUGGUGUGGGCCUCACCGCCGCCUUAGCCACGCUCAUGUUGGAGGCAACACUCUCUCUGACCUGGUGCACUGCUUGAACCAUCCAAGGAGUUUAACGCAAAGAACUCGCAACUGAUACAUAUGGACGAAAAUGUUGAUUCUGGUGCUCUGGUAAAGGGGAGCGUGUAGUUUUUGAGACACUCGUCAGUUAUAUUGCGGUACGAGAUACCAUUCCACGCUUUUUCCUUUCUGAUAAGAUGAAAUUCAAGAAAAUAGAAGAUUAACACAUAUACAAAUCAGUGUCUACCUGUUACGAAUAUCACUCGUAUCUUUGUGCCAUGCUUCAGUGAAUUUGCACAAAAUCAAUGUAUUUUGGGUGUUGUUUUCUUGUCAAAGUAGUUUUUACUAUCUGAUAUUUAUU
Eriocheir sinensis (Chinese mitten crab) is the source of this 1031-nucleotide messenger RNA. RefSeq names its product glutamate receptor 3-like. Bases 1 to 708 code for a protein of 235 amino acids. NCBI's taxonomy places the organism in Eukaryota, Metazoa, Arthropoda, Malacostraca, Decapoda, Varunidae. The record is from RefSeq and is a predicted model, not a curated record. Gene Ontology annotation, cellular component: membrane. The transcript has 7 exons. Gene Ontology annotation, molecular function: ligand-gated monoatomic ion channel activity.